Pyrenophora tritici-repentis Pt-1C-BFP is the source of this 894-nucleotide messenger RNA. RefSeq lists its product as uncharacterized. The record is from RefSeq and is a predicted model, not a curated record. Gene Ontology annotation, cellular component: extracellular region. Lineage: Eukaryota; Fungi; Ascomycota; Dothideomycetes; Pleosporales; Pleosporaceae. Gene Ontology annotation, molecular function: hydrolase activity.
AUGCGUCUCCAAACUCUCAUCACGAGCUUCCUGUCCGUCGCUUCAGCCGCCACUCUGGGCAAGCGCGCCGUCACCCCUGGCACCCUCUCAACAGUCACCGACUUCACUGCCCCCACAAAGGCAACAUUCCAAAUCUAUGUGCCCAAGAAAUUAGCUGCCUCACCUGGAGUCAUCGCUGCCGUUCACUACUGCGGUGGCACUGGGCAAGCAUACUACACGGGGAGCCCAUACAAGACAUUGGCUGAACAGUACGGCUUCAUCGUCAUCUACCCAACUGCGCCCCAGUCUUGCUGGGAUGUAAGCAGCAAGAAGUCGCUCACCCACGAAGGUGGUGGCGACUCAAACUCCAUUGCCAACAUGGUCAAGUGGACAAUCAAGAACUACAAGGCCGAUACUUCCAAGAUCUUCGUCACCGGUUCCAGCAGUGGUGCCAUGAUGACCAACGUCCUCGCAGCCACCUACCCCGACCUUUUCAAGGCCGGUAUCGUCUACUCGGGUGUUGCAGCCGGUUGUUUCGUGUCGUCCUCGGGAGGCGUUGCCGCCUGGAACAGCACAUGUGCACAGGGUACCUCUACCGCCACCCCCCAGGCCUGGGCGCAAGUCGUGAAGAACAUGUACCCUGGCUUCUCCGGAACGCGCACCAGGAUGCAAGUCUACCACGGCGGCGUCGACACGACGCUCCGUCCCCAGAACUACCAGGAGACGAUGAAGGAGUGGGCUGGCGUCUUCGGCUAUGACUACAACAAGCCGCAGAGCACUCAGACUAACACGCCGCAAGCCGGCUACACCAAGACUGUCUGGGGUCCUAGUGUGCAGGGCAUUUUUGCGGCGAAUGUUGGACAUUCUGUUAAUAUUCGCGGGGACGACGAUAUGAAGUUCUUUGGUUUUGCGUGA